This is a messenger RNA of Micropterus salmoides (largemouth bass), 2436 nucleotides long. Its product is annotated as zinc finger protein aebp2-like. Gene Ontology annotation, cellular component: ESC/E(Z) complex. The transcript is spliced from 9 exons. Gene Ontology annotation, biological process: regulation of transcription by RNA polymerase II. The record is from RefSeq and is a predicted model, not a curated record. NCBI's taxonomy places the organism in Eukaryota, Metazoa, Chordata, Actinopteri, Centrarchiformes, Centrarchidae. Bases 81 to 1472 code for a protein of 463 amino acids.
CUUCUUCUGCAGUGGAGCGUUUGACGGUGCCACGGUUAAAUUUUAAUACCGAAAGUACCCACGGUACGUGUGCCGCUGAAAUGGCUGCUGCGACUACAGAAGAAACACCCGCACUGAGUGUUGAGAACGAUGUACUGCCCCCAGAGACAAACGAGGGAUCCGGCGAGGAGAAAGAAAAGGGCCUUAACGAACCGGAAACAGAGGAACGACGCACCAGUGUAGAACCGAAAAUGGAAGAGGUGGACACGGGGGGCGGCGAAGAGAAGCCCGCUGCCGCGGCAGACAAGGCCGCGAGCAAGGCGGUGACAGACGACUGUGCUGUAACGGUCAGCCAGGAGGCGACAGCCGCUCCUGAAGAACCGGAGCAAAAGCCAGAGUCACAGCAAAGCCCGGGAGAGGGUAAGAACGAACCUGCAAACGAUAAUGACAUGAAAGAAGCGAAGGAGGAGUCAGGAGAGGAUAGCCGGUGUCCGGGGAUAGACUGCGAAAAGAGCAAAACAGUUUUUGAAGAUGGUGAGAAACCCAGCGGCGGGGGCGGGGAGCUUGGCGACAAGAGGCGGCCGAGUGUGGAGAUAUCGUCCUCGGAUGGUGAACCGCUGAGCCGUAUGGACUCGGAGGACAGUAUCAGCAGUACCCUGAUGGAGUUGGAGAGCACAGUGUCCAGUGGGCGCUCCACUCCUGCUAUGAUGAAUGGACAGAGCAGUGCCAGCUCCUCUGGGGCUAAGACAGUGGCUUACCCCUGCUGCUGGGACCUCUGUCCGGAGUGCUUCAACUCCAGUCCUGAUCUGGCAGAGCAUAUCAGGGGCAUUCAUGUUGAUGGGCAGAGAGGAGGGGUGUUUGUGUGUCUAUGGAAGGGUUGUAAGGUGUACAACACACCAUCCACCAGUCAAAGUUGGCUCCAGAGACACAUGUUAACGCACAGUGGAGAUAAGCCCUUCAAGUGUGUAGUUGGUGGCUGCAACGCCAGCUUUGCUUCCCAAGGAGGGUUAGCUCGCCAUGUCCCCAGCCACUUCAGCCAGCAGAGCUCCUCCAAAAUGUCCAGCCAGGCCAAACUUAAAGAGGAGUCACCCUCCAAGGCUGGACUCAACAAGAGGAAGAAACUCAAGAACAAACGCAGGUGCUCCCUACCGAGGCCCCACGACUUCUUCGAUGCCCAAACUAUGGAUGCAAUUCGCCACAGGGCCAUCUGCCUCAACCUCGCCACCCACAUUGAAAGUGUGGGCAAUGGCCACAGUGUGGUCUUUCACAGCACGGUGCUAGCCAAAAGGAAAGAGGGCUCUGGCAAGGUGAAGGUCCUCCUACAUUGGACACCUGAGGACAUACUACCUGAUGUGUGGGUGAAUGAAACCGAGAGAUCUCAGCUGAAGACUAAAGUGGUGCACUUGUCCCAGUUACCACAGGAAACAGCCAUGAUGCUAGACCCAAACAUCUAUAGAGCACUUCCUCAGAAGCGGCUGAAGCGUAGCCUGUAAGGAGUCAUCUGUGGACUCGAUAGGGGAAAUGCUUGUUCAUAGGAGUUUUAUCUAUAUGGGAUAGGACGCUCUUCAUCUGUCUCUGCUGAACGGGGGGAGUGAAGUGGCAAUAAAAGGAAGUAAAACUUGGCUAUGCUGCAGUUCUCCUUUUUUCCCUCUUCAGUGUUGUGUAUAUAUGGAGCAACUGUUGUAGCAAAGUGUGGUGUAAAAUUGGACUAACAAUUUUUAAAAUUUGUGUUCAUCCAUGAAUGUUUUUUUUUUUACAAGCACCAAACUGAAAAUAUUCUUAAUACCCAAUGGUGUAACUGUUUUGUGUAACCUUGUCAGAAAAUACAGCAUAUUUUAUAACUGUUUUGUGUAAAAAUAUUUAUGCAGAUUUGUAACUUAUUUUUAUACCAUGAAAAUGCUGGUAGUCUGUGGAUUUUUGUGAAGGUUUUGAAUAAAACCACAUUUACUGCGAUAAUCUGUUAACUUUCACUUGUAGGAUUAUUUGGGAAUUUCUAGUUGUAAUUAUGAUGUACAUGAAAGAAGGCUUAACACAUUAUCCUAUUUAUACUUACUGAAUGCAGUACUUCUACCUGUUUGUAUGACAAUGAAGUGUGAGGUUGUACCAGUCAUGUCAGACUUCACAAUGCAGUGCAAACUGUUAACAGGAGCAGUAACUCAGUAGUUAAGGUCACUACCGUGUAGCUCUUAAUUUUACCCAGUCUGUAGACAUACAGCAUAGAAAUAACUUGAUAUUUCAGCACACAGUGUACUUGCACUGUCACAGCAACUUAACCCCCUGCUCCCUCUCCCCCAAGUAACAUAAACUGUGUUUAUCAUAGUUAGGAUGGCAAAUUUACAUUACUGCUAUUUAAGCACUUGAAAAAUGUUUUAAAAAGGCGUGUUUUUUUACUGUAUGUAAUGUUAUCCCUGUUGGAAAUGGAAUACUGUGUUUGUAAUAAAAGGGGGGGAAACGGCA